This is a messenger RNA of Prorocentrum cordatum, 936 nucleotides long. The record is from the annotation of a GenBank genome assembly. Lineage: Eukaryota; Dinophyceae; Prorocentrales; Prorocentraceae.
AUGGAUGUCCAUGGUGAUGGUGAACAAAACCGUCGCCGAGGAGAGCCCGUCGCAGUGCGCGAAAUUCUACAAAGAGCUCCGGCCGAACGGCCUGGUCGCCCUGCAGACCGGCCGAGCGACGUUCCUGUCCCUGCUUCCCAGCGGCUCCCUCGUCGCCGGGGCGGCCGAGGGCGGCGACGGCCAGCUGUUCUCCGAGAAGACCGACGAGGAGACGGCCGCGUGUCGGUGGAGCCCGCCACCGGCCCCGGCUACGUGGAAGUCGGGGACGGCGGGACGAGCAGCAUCGAGAUGAAGAGCAACGCGGACGGCUCCGUAUCUUUGACCAGCGGUGACGACUUCCUGUGCUCCGCGGAGAGGCGGGUCACAGUGCUCACGUGCGAGACGAGGAAGAGCAACGUGGAGAGUUGGCCCAUGCAGGGGGUUGGCGCCACUAUGACCAUCCAUAACGUGUGCUUCAACAAGACGUGGUACGGCUUCAAGACGAAGGUGGAUGCCUACCACGAGCGCGUCAUGGAGCUGACCGCGGGGGGCCAGCCGGAGCAGCUCGUGGUCCUGGUCGACAAUUCUGACAUGGCCUUCGGGGGCUGCACGUACGAUGAUCUCUUGGACAGGUACGAUAAGAUCUCGAGCCUCGUGAACGUGCCCGUGAUAGCUGGCGCGGACAACAAGCUCUUCCCGACCACGGAUUGGCCGUACCACACGUUCGAGGAGCGCCGGGGGCGGAUCAUGAGGGCGUUCGGCAUGACGGCGGGCAAGUUCUGCAAGUACACGGAUUGUGCUGGUGUGCCCGCAGAGGUUCGCGAACAGCGGCUUCCUCGCGGGGCCACCGAAAGACCUGCAGCACCUGCUGAGAUGCAUGCUGAAGAACGGGUGGGGGGACUUCGGCAAGACCGGUUACGACGACCAGCAGGGCCUGCACGCCUGCAUGUUCUCUAA